Messenger RNA from Globicephala melas (long-finned pilot whale), 897 nucleotides. Lineage: Eukaryota; Metazoa; Chordata; Mammalia; Artiodactyla; Delphinidae. The record is from RefSeq and is a predicted model, not a curated record.
AUGUCUGCCCACCCCCAGCCUCUAGCUCCUCCCUCUGCAGCCAGAGUCAGCACCAUUAAGCGGGGCAGAAGACAACGAAUCUGCUCACUCACCGUGGCCACCGUUGUGGAGCUCAGUACUAAGGCCAACUUGGGCCUGGGCACCUGGAAGUCUACCCCAGGCAAAGUCAGAGAGGCUGUGAAAGUGGCCACUGACAUAGGAUGUCGCCACUUGGACUGUGCUUAUGCCUACGAGAAUGAGCAUGAGGUGGGGGAAGCCAUCCAAGAGAAGAUCUGAGAGAAGGUUGUGAAGCAGGAGGCCAUGGAGGAACUGGUGGACGAGGGGCUGGUGAAAAACAUUGGGAUCUCCAACUUCAACCACUUCCAGAUUGAAAGGCUCUUGAACAAACCUAGACUGAAAUACAAACCAGUGCUUACCAGUGAUGAGGAUUGUUCCCUUUUACAGAUUGAGUGUCACCCAUACCUCAGGCAGGAGAAAUUGAUCCAGUACUGCCAGUCUAAGGGCAUCACUGUCAUGGCUUACAGCCCUCUGGGCUCUCCAGAUAGACCUGGCCCAUGGGUAAGACAUGAAGACUCGUCCCUACUGGAGGAUCCCAAGAUUAAGGAGAUUGCUGCAAAGCACAAAAAAUCCACAGCCCAGGUUCUGAUCCGGUUCCAUAUCCGGAGGAACAUGGUCGUAAUUCCCAAGUCUGUGACGCCAGCAUGCAUCGCUGAGAACUUUCAGAAAUUUGUCUCUCAAUUUAUUGGCUCGUCAUGCAGCGAGCAGUACGAGUUUGGACCUGUACUGAUAGCUUUAAGAGACAAGAAGGAUGAAGCUGAACCUUCGAGGAUGCCAGCCAGCGCAUUGGAGCACCUGGCCACCUGGAAGGAGAGAGACAAGAGGGCCGACUCCAUCUAG